AUGUCUCAAUUAAAUUCUAAUGUUCUUUUAAAGAAUGAGCUUCUUGAUUGUUUUGGAAGUGUUAUUGAGAACAGUCCGGAAAUUUUAAUGGAAUGUUUGUCUAUAUUAAAACUUUAUUCAAUUUCUCCUACAGAACUUUUUUAUAGAUGGGAGUCUUGGUGUUUAAAAAUGGGCAAUGAACCUGAGUUGGUACUUGAAAAUAUUCAACUUUUUAAAAGAGAUAUGCAAUAUAUUCUUGAAAAAAGAUCUAAUUCAAAAAAAAAACAAUCUGUUUAUUAUAAAGAUUAUAAUAAUAAUGAUUAUUCUCCAGAUUUAGUUCAUGAGAGCUCUGAAUCUUAUAAAAUGCAAGUAUUUUCAAAUAUUAUGUCGAAUAAAUUUGAGAAUUCAAAAAAAUUAUCUAAUUUCUUAGAUUCAAGCCAUAGUUCAGGUAUACCUAUAGGAAAUAAUAACUAUAUAUCAAUUACUUCUUUUAAUAUUUCUACAAAUUCUGGAAAAGUUAUGGAGACUCUUAAUUCACAUAUUUCUUUUUGUAAUAUUAGAAGUGACAUGGAUGAAAAACAGAAAAAAAUAUCUUUGAUUGCUAACUUUGAUCCGAAGAAAUAUUCUUUUAAAAUAAUGUAUCAAAAGCUUUCAGAAGCUUCAGAGGUUCUUGACGAUAAGAUUGAUAUGUUUACUGAAGAAUUAAUCAAGCAUUAUGAUCUUUCUCAAGAUGAUUUUGGAAAUCCUGCUCAUAUAUCACAUAAUGAAAUAGUGGCUGUAGGAAGGAUUAUUUGCGAUUCUGAUUCUGGGGGUCGUUUGAAUACUACAUCUAUAAUUUUAGAAACGUCUCGUAGAUUUGGUGCAGGAAGUCGUGUUUUGUUACAUGUUGAUAGCCUUAGAAGUUAUGCUCUUUUUCCAGGACAAAUAUUGGGAGUUAAAGGGAUUAAUUCUAGUGGUUCCUAUUUUUCUGUUCGUGAAUUCUUGAUGUUGCCUCUUUUACCUUUUUCAGCAACUAGUUUGUCUGAUUUUAAGAGGUACAAUAGUUUAUUGAAUGGUAUGCCUCAGAAGAUAUUUGUUGCUUCUGGGCCAUAUACAGUUAAUGAUAAUAUUUUAUUCGAACCAUUAACUGAGUUAUGUAAUAAAAUACAAGAAGAAAAACCAGAUGUUUCUAUUUUUAUAGGUCCAUUUUUGGAUAUAAGACAUCCAUUAAUUUCUACUGGGAAUUUCAAUAUACCAUCUUUAAAAGAUGAUAUAGGCUCAUUGGAUGAUUUAUUUAAACAUUGUAUUAGUUCUAAGCUUACAAGAUUAAAUUGUUUAGUAAUUAUGAUUCCUCAUGUUCAAGAUGCUUGUUGUAAACAUGCAGCAUGGCCUCAGGAUUGUUUCAAUAAAAAAUCUUUAGGAUUAGAGAAAAAUAUAAAGUGUAUGCCUAAUCCUGCUUUGUUUUCGUUGAAUGAAGUUAUUAUUGGUAUUAGUUCAAAUGAUAUUCUUAUGUCGUUAUCUAAGUCUGAAAUUAUUAAAUCUCCUUUAUACUCAAAUGCAUUAGCGCGGCUAUCUUAUCAUGUAAUACAACAAAGGCAUUUUUAUCCGUUGUUUCCAGGUACUGCAUAUGAAUCUCUUAUUGAUGGUGCAAAUUUAGAUAUUGCUUUUAUGGGUUUAGGAGAGUUUUCAGAUGUGUUGCCUGACAUUUUAAUAUUACCUAGUGAUCUUCAAUAUUUUGCUAAGAUUAUUUCUGAUACCGUUGUUAUAAAUCCAGGACGUUUAGCUAAAAAACAGGCUUUUGGAACUUAUGCUGUUAUGUAUAUAGAACCUCGAGAUUUAAAAAAGGUUAAAUCAACUGGUAUUGAUUUAAAUGAUGUAAUGCUUCCUCAUAAUUUAUCAGAAAGGGCUAGAGUCGAUAUAAUUAGGAUUUGA
Messenger RNA from Pneumocystis jirovecii RU7, 1890 nucleotides. Its product is annotated as DNA-directed DNA polymerase alpha subunit POL12. Gene Ontology annotation, cellular component: alpha DNA polymerase:primase complex. NCBI's taxonomy places the organism in Eukaryota, Fungi, Ascomycota, Pneumocystomycetes, Pneumocystales, Pneumocystaceae. The record is from RefSeq and is a predicted model, not a curated record. Gene Ontology annotation, molecular function: DNA binding. The coding region runs from base 1 to 1890 and encodes 629 amino acids. The transcript is spliced from 11 exons. Gene Ontology annotation, biological process: DNA replication; DNA replication initiation.